Messenger RNA from Doryrhamphus excisus (bluestripe pipefish), 2262 nucleotides. RefSeq names its product cyclin Dx (gene ccndx). NCBI's taxonomy places the organism in Eukaryota, Metazoa, Chordata, Actinopteri, Syngnathiformes, Syngnathidae. The record is from RefSeq and is a predicted model, not a curated record.
AUUAUCAUUAUGUACGUAUACUAUUCUAAAUGUAACAAUGUUAUCAUUUUUAAAUGUUUCCAUUGAUUCCAUUUGUAUUUAAUUUAAUUAACAACAUUAUGAAACAUUUGAGUAAAUAUUACUAUUACUAGAGUAAAUAUUACUAAAUAUUACUUACUGUGUUUACAGUUUUUAAUAUUAGAAAGAGUACUUGGUUGAAGGAGCACAAUAAUAAAUGAAUAAUAAAAAGCCAACAUGAUAAUCUUUGCCAAUGCAGAAUGUUUUCAUCCGAUGCCAUGACAGGGUGUACCUAAUGAAGUGUCCUGUAAGUACUACUACGAAAAACAUGAUAUUAUUAUGUACUAUCCCAUGACUGAGGGUGACUAAUAUAUUUUGCCCUUCAAGGUCCCCCGCCUGGCCCAGCCGUGCCCCCUCCCCGCCCCCCAGCAUCCAUCCUCAGCAUGACGUCCCUCGCUGAUGUUGUAAACAAACACCGUCUUCUAUUGUCAUCCAUUCCCAUUGUCAGAGAGUGGAGAUGACCUUUUUCUCUCCACUCGCUCUGCUUCUCUUUCUUCUGCCCCCCCCCUUCCCUCUGGCCCCCCCAUCUCCUUUUCAUCAUCGAUCCCAAGCUGUCGCCCCGCCACUCCCUCUCUUGUCUGCCCUCCCGCCCCCCUCCCUGGCCUGCUCUCUGCCUCUCCCCACCUGUUGAACAAUUGUCUCGCUAUUAUCUUAUGUCACUCCGUAUUGGCCCCGCCUCUUUAUCCCCCUGUCGCCGCCACGCCUUCUUCUCCGCCUCCCUGGUAUAAAAGUGGGAGAAGGAUCGAGGAAAAGCAAAGUGGCGAGCUCCUCUUUGGACUUUUUAGCCGGCAUGCAAAUGGAGAGAGGUGCCCCCAUGUCUCUGUGGUGUGAGGAGGUGGAGGACGAGCGUCAGACGGAGGCGCCCGUCCCGACUCCGCUGCGGGCCGCCUGGGACCCGUCGGUGUCGGGGCAUCGUGUCAUCCAGCGGCUGCUUCACGUGGAGGAACGCUACACGCCCUCGCCGCUCUACAUCAGCCUCAUCCAGCGGGACCCGCAACGCAGGGAGGAGCUGUCCAAGUGGACGCUGGAGGUGUGCUGCGGUUGCGGCUGCAAUGAGGCCGUCUUCCCCCUGUCUGUCUCGCUGAUGGACCGCUUCCUGUCGGCCACCCUGACCCUGCCCGUGUCGCCGUACUGCCUGGCCGCCGCCUGCAUCCUCAUCGCCUCCAAGCUGACAGAGUGCGACAACAUCACCUCGGAGGCGCUCUGCGCUGCAGCGGAGGACCACUUCCUGCCCUCCAACCUCAGGGAAAUGGAACGCGUCGUGCUCGCCACCCUACGCUGGGACACAGCCGCCGUCACCCCGCAGGACUUCCUCCCGCACUUCCUGGCUUUGGUGCAGGAGCGAAGCGAAGGUGGCGACUCCGAGCAGGAGAGGACCACCCUGCGGCGGCACAGCGACACGUUGGCGGCCAUGUGCGUCUGCGACCCCCGCUUCCUGGGGGCGCCGCCCUCGCUGGUGGCCGCGGCGUCGCUCAACUGCGCCCUACGGGGUCUGAGCGGCAGGGGGCGCCCUCAGCGGUCCCUGAUGAGUUUGAGGCUGGCGGAGCUGUGCCAGGCCGACCUGGUGGUGCUGCAGUACUACAGCCAGAUGAUCGAGUGCGCGCUCCAGCAGCGGCUGAGCAGCGGCCUGACGGGGGCUCCCGCUGAGAAGGGUGACGAGAUGGAGGACGAAAGAGCCAGCACGCCCACCGACAUGAGAGAUAUUGAUUUCUGAACACAAACAUCUUUUCACGUGGUUGAAUUGCAAGUGCGGGUCAAUCAAAAGUCUUCAUCAGUCAAACUGAUAUAAAUUAUGACCUCAAAAUAACAUAUUUUUAUACUCUUAAACCAUUACACCAUUGUACUGUUAAUUUAUUUUUCUCAUUAUUUAUUUACCAAACUCUGUGUUCUUUCUUUGUGCCAUAUUUGAGCUAUUUUUAUUAAUUUUAUUCUAGACUUAUCUAUGUUGCUUCUUGCUUAUUUAUACAUUUUAUUUAUUAUGAUGUGCAAUUAUUUACUUUUAAUGUAUGUAUUUUAAUUUAUUCUUUUACCUGCCAUUCAUAUGAGUGUACUUAAUAAACUAAUUAAAUGAAGAAUUCUAUUUUUGGAAACAAAUAAACACAUUUGAGAACAAUUUCUGCCCAUGUUUUUGUUGCUGUGACUAACGCUGCCUUCACGUGCUCCUCCAAGGAAGACAAUCUCAGGAAAAUGCCAACGUUUCGCGUU